UGUGGGGCGGCAAGAUGGCGGCGGGCGCAGCGGGGCGAGCGGCGGCCGCGGGUCUCCUGCGUGCCCAGAGCCUGGGGCCAUGGCGGGGGCUGUGGGGCUCUGCUGCCCUCCGGCAGAUCCCGCGGGCCAAGGUGGAGAACAACCGCCCUGAGGGCACCUUCCAGGUGACCAUGCUGCCUGGGGAUGGGGUGGGCCCCGAGCUGAUGCAGGCUGUGAAGGAGGUCUUCAAGGCUGCCAGCGUGCCCGUGGUGUUUGAUGAGCAUCACCUCAGCGAGGUGCAGAACAUGGCAUCCGAGGAGAAGCUGGACCAGGUGGUUGACUCCAUGAAGGAGAGCAAGGUGGCCCUGAUCGGCAAGAUCCACACCCCCAUGGAGUACAAGGGAGAGCUGGCGUCCUAUGACAUGAGGCUCAGGCGCAAGCUGGACCUGUUUGCCAACGUGGUGCACGUGAAGAGCCUGCCAGGCUACAAGACCAGGCACAACAACCUGGACCUGGUGAUCAUCCGGGAGCAGACAGAGGGGGAGUACAGCUCCCUGGAGCACGAGAGUGCCAAGGGGGUGAUCGAGUGCCUGAAGAUCAUCACCCGCGCCAAGUCCCAGCGCAUCGCCAAGUUCGCCUUCGACUUCGCCACCAAGAAGGGGCGCUCCAAGGUGACAGCUGUGCACAAGGCCAACAUCAUGAAGCUGGGCGACGGGCUGUUCCUGCAGUGCUGUGAGGAGGUGGCAGAGCUGUACCCCAAGAUCAAGUUUGACACCAUGAUCAUUGACAACUGCUGCAUGCAGCUGGUGCAGAACCCCUACCAGUUUGAUGUCCUGGUGAUGCCCAACCUGUACGGGAACAUCAUUGACAACCUGGCUGCCGGGCUGGUGGGCGGCGCCGGCGUCGUGCCGGGCGAGAGCUACAGCGCCGAGUACGCCGUCUUCGAGAUGGGCGCCCGGCACCCCUUUGCCCAGGCGGUGGGCAGGAACAUCGCCAACCCCACGGCCAUGCUGCUGUCGGCGGCCAACAUGCUGCGGCACCUCAACCUGGAAUUCCACUCCAACCUGAUUGCGGACGCGGUGAAGAAGGUGAUCAAGGUCGGCAAAGUUCGGACACGGGACUUGGGCGGUUACUCCACCACUUCCGACUUCGUCAAGUCUGUGAUUGACAACCUGCACCCCCACUAUGGGGCCUAGGACCCCACCCCCCAGCUCGGGGGGCUUCACCCUGCAGCACCACCCGUAGCUUUACAGCCCCCCCUGGCGCAGCUCGCCCCGGGGCAGCAGGAGGAGGAGGAGGAGCCUUCCUCCAGCCCAGCCCCAAACCCAGGGACCACCCCAGGGGUUGGUGGUGGGACCAGGGCAAGCUGUGCAGAGCAAGGAUCAGGAUCCUGGGAAUUGGGAGGAGGGGGUCUCCUCGGGGUCUGCUGUGAGGAGGGGGCAGCCCUGGGGCACCCAUGGAGCCUCCUCCUGCCCACAGAGCCUUGAGCAAUAAGCAGGACCACAGGGCUGAGACAGCUGGGGUGAGGGUCCCUGUUGUCCCACCCCUAGGGAGGGGUUGGGUCACCUCCUGCUUCUUGGGGACCAGCACAAGAUGGGGGGGUAGGGUUUGGGUGCUGCUCUUUUUUGUACCGCCCCCCCCCCCCCCAUGAGUUUGUGGCAGGGUUCUGGGCUCCAAGCUGAGCCCCCCCCAGCCCCAGCAGGGCAGUGCCAUGGUGGGCAGCAAACAUCUGCCCCACAGCUGGCAGGGCCCAGGCCUGCCCCGACCCCUGCACAACUUCAUCCCAGCCCUGGAAGCCCCCCCUAGAGCUUGAGGGGGGGGGAGGGCUGGGGAACAGCAGCAGCCUGGGCUGGGUUGUCCAGGAGCUUGGUGGGUGGGCACAGGGAGCUCUGCGUGGGCCC
Apus apus (common swift) is the source of this 1880-nucleotide messenger RNA. It is a transcript of the gene IDH3B, whose product is annotated as isocitrate dehydrogenase (NAD(+)) 3 non-catalytic subunit beta. The transcript is spliced from 12 exons. Gene Ontology annotation, molecular function: oxidoreductase activity, acting on the CH-OH group of donors, NAD or NADP as acceptor; NAD binding; magnesium ion binding. The record is from RefSeq and is a predicted model, not a curated record. NCBI's taxonomy places the organism in Eukaryota, Metazoa, Chordata, Aves, Apodiformes, Apodidae. The coding region runs from base 15 to 1175 and encodes 386 amino acids. Gene Ontology annotation, biological process: isocitrate metabolic process; tricarboxylic acid cycle. Gene Ontology annotation, cellular component: mitochondrion.